Molecule: messenger RNA, 4743 nt
Organism: Esox lucius (northern pike)
Lineage: Eukaryota; Metazoa; Chordata; Actinopteri; Esociformes; Esocidae
Gene: kirrel2
Product: kirre like nephrin family adhesion molecule 3, like
Exons: 15
Coding region: 716-3064 (782 amino acids)
Biological process (GO): cell-cell adhesion
Cellular component (GO): cell-cell junction
Molecular function (GO): cell adhesion molecule binding
Source: RefSeq, a predicted model, not a curated record
UUCUCAUCGCACAGCCGCCUCCUCUUUGGAGCUUUUGAUUUGCCUGAAUUCAGAGGAUCCUUAACAGAUGAUUGUCAGUUUAGAUUAUCUCCCCAGCAGACUGCAACGGGAAAUACAGAGGAAAACGAGAAACUGAGAUGGAGUGUGUGUGAGCUGCUGAAGACAGAAAGAGAGAGCGAGAGAGACUCAAACGGCUGCGAGAGUUUGCAACUUCAUUGAGCUUCAUCACUGUAUGCAGCACUUCACGAGAAGCAGGACGGAGCGCAACUCAGCAUCAGUACCGACCCGAAAAAGAGAGAGCGUUCUGGACACUACUGUGGACAAGCGGACGGACCAAACUACCACAUUUAUAGCUGUUAAAAUUUUAUAUGAGAUGUGCUAUAUUCAAAAGCUGGCAGUCGUACCAACUUGAGAGGAACGAGGAAGACGUAGAUCGGAAAGAAGAUACAGAUAACGCUGUCUGGCUGGAAAAAGUUCAGAAUUAUGGAGAAUAAUUCCUAAACAACUGAUUACAAAGUAUCCUGACGAUUUUAGAGAAGGAAAAAUCUCCCAGGACGUUUUAUUUAUCCAAGCCGUGAUAUAGUUCGUAGGUGAAUAACCAGCAUCUGAGGUGAAUUACCAGCAAAGCUGCAGCCUGCCACUCAGUCGUAUUGACUGAGCAAUAGAUUCCAGACAAAUACUUUCGGGAAGAACACCGGUGAAAGAAGACGAGAAAAUGUUUACGUGUUGCCUUGUUCUUUGCGUUAUGGGAACCGCAGUUUCCCAGGCGGCCUACUUCUCCCAGCAGCCCCAGGACCAGGUUGUGGUGUCCGGUCAGUCAGUGACUCUGCCGUGUGUCAUUGUGGGGUACCGGGGAAUGGUGCAGUGGACCAAAGACGGCCUGGCGUUGGGCGGGGAGAGAGACCUGCCAGGAUGGACGCGCUACUCCUUAAUGGGUGACCCACUAUCAGGCGAACACAGCUUGCUGAUUGAUUCGGCAGAGCUGGCGGAUGACGCCGUGUACGAGUGUCAAGCUACACAGGCGGGGCUGCGCUCCCACCGCGCCAAGCUCACUGUGCUAGUGCCCCCAACAGACCCUGUAGUGGAUGGGGGUCCUGUCAUCCGUGUGAAGGCCCACACGCCCUACAACCUCACCUGCCGCGCCUCGGGGGCCAAGCCUGCUGCCGAGAUCACCUGGUACAGGGACGGAGAGGUCAUGGAGACAGCCAUAUACUCCAAGGUUCGGAUGGAGGACGGGAAGAGGGAGCUGGCUGUCAGCAUGCUGCCCGUGAUACCGGAGGACAAGGACUCCGGACGGACCUACACCUGCCGCGUCCUCAACCCCGCCGCCCCUGCCGGACGACAGACCUCCGUGACCAUCAACGUCCAGCAUCCUCCGUCUGUCACGCUGUCCGUCCAGCCCCAGACUGUCAUGGAGGGAGCAAAGGUCCUGUUCAUCUGCUCAGCCUCUGCCAACCCUGAGAUCACAGGUUACAGGUGGUCCAAGGGCGGGGUGCCCAUCUCGGAGGCAAAUGGGGACAGCCUGGAGGUCACGGUGGACCACUCCUACUUCACAGAUCCCGUCUCGUGUGAAGUGUCCAACUCAGUGGGCAGCACCAACGUCAGCACUCUGGUAGACGUGCAAUUCGGUCCCAGGCUGCUGUCAGAGCCCAUGCCCAUGAAGGUAGACAUUGGAAUGGACGCUGCCUUCACCUGCACCUGGACGGGCAACCCCCCUCUGACCCUGGCCUGGACCAAGCAGGGCUCUAGCGUGGUGCUAAGCAAUGGUAACACCCUGCAGCUGAAGGCUGUCACCCAGGAGGACGCUGGGACGUAUACCUGCAAGGCCAUCGUCCCUCGCAUUGGGGUGGCCGAGCGGGACGUCACCCUCACUGUCAACGGCCCUCCGAUCACCACAGCAGACGCCACGCAGCACGCUGUCAAGCACUCCAAGGGCAAGCUGGAGUGCCUGGUGGGAAGCAGCCCCCCGCCUGACAAGAUUGUGUGGACGUUUGGAGACAUCACCCUGUCUUCAGGAUCCUCCGGUCGUUUCUCGGUCCAGACUGUGACCAGCGACCAUGGCGUUCUGUCCUCCCUGGUGCUGUCUGAGACACUGGCCCAGGACUUCCAGCUACGCUACAACUGCACAGCAUGGAACCGUUUUGGAACAGGCACGGCACUGAUCACCCUCAAGGAGCAAGAGGCCCUGCCCAUGCUGAUCAUCGUCGGGGCGUCGGUGGGCGGAGGGUGUGUCCUGCUCAUCUGUGUAAUCACGCUGGUGUCCCUCUGCUGCAGACACACCGGUAAAGGUGAGGUCCAAGGUAAGAAGUGCACACGCCUCUCCAAGAGUGACAUCAGAGUUCAAAUCGUGCACAGCGACCACAACGCUACCCGGGGCAAUGAUGACGAGGAGGAUGUCAAGGAGCCCAUGGUAAAUGCCUCCGUUCAAUCCCUUUCAGGACUGUUGUUUCCUUCCCAGGCCCCCAACAGCAGUGAGUCCCCUGGGACAUCCCGGACAGAACACAGCGACCUGCUGGAAGAGGAGGAGGACGAGAGGUCCGACAUCAAGGACCCCACCAACGGCUACUACAACGUGCGCGCCCACGAGGACCGAGUCGUCCGCAGCGGUUUCUCUGAGUACGUGCCCAACUCCCGGCCCGUCUACACCCCGUCGCAGCUUCCGUCCCCCAGCCCGCUGUAUGGCCAGCACACGGUGGCCGCCGCCACGCAGCCCCGCGUCUACGACUUCUCCCACCGCUACGCCACCACCACCGGGGCCCGGUCCACCUACGAGCAGCAGCAGGCGGCGGCCCAGCAGGCAGCGGCGGCCGCCCAGCCCGGCGCCGUCUACCCCACCGACCCCCUCUACAGCGGCUCCGCCUACCUGCCCACCGCGGCCACCUACGGCCGGGCCUUCACCAGCUACGUCAAGCCUGCCUCCUACGAGAAGGUAGACGCUUACGACCAGUCGGACCAAGCCAGCAAGGUGUCCAGCUCGUCCCGUUUCUCCUACGCGUCAUCGCAGGUCUCUUCCCAACAGUCCGACUAUGGACGACCAUCACAGCGCAUGCAGACUCACGUCUGACUGGACAGCGGGACGCGGGGGGGAUGGAGUGCGGAGGACUGUUGAGGAGAAGCAUUGGUCACCUGUACACAAGGUGCGACCCGACUAACAUGAUGAGGUCUGACUGGUUGGCCCUCCUCCUGGACAUGUUUUGGGAGAAGAUUGACAUGACAGGAAUGGCCUUCCUUAUUUAUUAUUCAGUUGUCGUUCUGGGACUCAGUGGUCCCGACGGAGUCCCGACGGAGUCAACGAUUGUGAUGUGCCACUCACAUUCCCUAUCACACAACUAACUACUAUUUGUGGUACUUGACCGUCAGACCCGAUCCUAUCGUUCAUUCACGGCACUGGUUUUGUUUUACCAGUUAAGGGACGGUGGAAGGCGAAAUGGAAAUCCCCAGACAGAACCAGGCCAUGGCCUAAACUACCUGGACCCUGAGCGUAGCGGACAUUUUUCAAAAAGAACAGAAUGCUAAGAUAAACAAAAUAUGAACAUGACAGACUGUGAACGCAAAAUAAAAAGACAAAAGAAAUUAAAGAAGUCAUACAUUUGUCAUCAUUUGGUGUUUGUUGGCAUGAAAAAGGAAUCUAAGCACAUUAGUGUAUCUCCAUUCAUUGAAAGAAGCCCGAGGUCCACAAUGGCAGUCAUAAAACCUUCUGCACAGCAGGCCAGAGCAGCCGAGGGAUGUUGGAGGGUGCUCCAUGGAUUGUCUAAUCAGUGAAAAAAUCCUAUUGGCUGAAGCUUUGAAGAAAGUAUUUCCUAAUAAUGACUUGAUGGACCAGUCGGUGUUGGUUACUGGGUAGUAAAAGCAGGAGUUAUGAGAAUUUGUAUUCAGCCUGUCUUUGUUCUACCCUGGUGGUAGAACCCAACGAUGGUGAACCCAACUAUACUGCAUAGUUGUUUAUUAAAAGAAAUAGGGAACUCGAGAUUAAUUCCAAUAUGAAUCUGAGAAUGUGGAUUGUGAAUUGUUGGCUAUCUUUAAAGUUGAAUGAACUUGAGGUACCAUGUUAAAUUUAAACAGGCUAAGAUGGUCUGUGUGAAACUGUCCCUCUUCACACACUCCUGCUGUUGCGACACAAUCAAGUAGCUUAAAUAUGUUUACAGAAACACAAUACUACCCUGAAAUACCGGCUAGAUCAACUGUACAAAAGGGUGAAGAAGCACCAUUCUUCUGUGUUGCAUGCAGAUGACGUGUCUAGUGAAACUCUUCAGCAUUUGUUUUCCAUGUCCAUUCUACUUGUUUGAGAGAUUGCUUACUGCACCUGGCUCAGUUGCAUUCCGGUUCCGGUCCAUAACAGGACCCUGUACUGCCAUUUUGUCUCGAGCUGCGCAAAUGGUCAGUUGGCCUGAUUGGAGAAAAACGUCAACUAAGUGAUACAAAUAAAAAAGAUCAUUGCUUGUCUUUAUUUUUAUAUUUUAUAUAAGCCUUAAUGUACAGCUUGUAAGCUGCUCUAUUGUAAAGUAUCUUUAUAUUAUAUAUAAAUCUAUAUCUUCAUUGAUUUUAUUUGGGUUACAAUUUCUUUUUUUACCCUGUUCAUUAAUCACUGAAUGCAGAAAAACUAACUAUGCUUUUUUGGAACACAACUAAUUGCCAUUUGUUUAUUUUCUUAAUGUAUUAAUAAUUUUAUUUGCUAAAAAGGAGCCAUUGUUGCUUGUAACUUUGUACACAUAUUUAUAUUUAAAUAAAGCCAUUUCAGAUAAA